Messenger RNA from Clonostachys rhizophaga, 2109 nucleotides. NCBI's taxonomy places the organism in Eukaryota, Fungi, Ascomycota, Sordariomycetes, Hypocreales, Bionectriaceae. The record is from the annotation of a GenBank genome assembly.
AUGCCUGCUGAUGAGGGUCUCGGCGACACGAAUGAAGAUUUCUCCCAAAACAGGACUCGAAAGCGUCGGAUCGAAAACCGUUCUGAGUCAAGCUAUCCACGGAAGCGAGCUUCUCAGGCUUGCUUCGUGUGUCGCGCCCGCAAGUCACGAUGUGACAAUGUGCGCCCCAAGUGUGGCUUCUGUAGGGAGAGUGGUAACGAGUGCGGGUAUCCCGGCACGGAAUUGGCAAAGAUUGACACGGCCUCCUUGCUGAUUCUUGACCAUAUUGCGCGAUCCGAAUCGAGGCUCUCGGCGCAGAUAGCAAGUCUUCAAGGCGGUACACCUGCGACGAUGUCGGAGAAUUCUCUCGUGGAAGCGCCUGCCAGUGUAUUAUCACCACGUUCCAAGGAGUGUUCCCAGUUUAGCCAUCCGCGCUAUGGGCAUAGCGGCAUCAACGGCGAUAGCAUCAUGACCUGGCCCGUCAUUCUUGAUGUGUUGCAGGCCCUGCCCGAGGUGGGGAAAUGGAGGGCAGAGCCAUCUAACAACAGGCCAAACUGCAAACCACGACAUGAGCCGAGCCCCAGCAUCAUGUUGGAGAUCAAAUCAACAACCUCAGCCGACCUCAACAGCUACGACCGUGAGCGGCAACACCAGACGGUCGCGACGUCUAUUUGCCACCCAGACAGUCUAGAUCCAGAGCAGGAGCCAAUACUGAUUGAGAGCUACUUCGCCCAAGUGCACAGCAAAUCGCCUAUCUUUGAUUCCGAUUGGUUCAACAGCGUCCGCAUCCAGGUCCUACAACAGCGAUGGCAACCUUGCCACUACGCGGGCCCUAGCUCCAGCUGCGGACUGUGUCCAACGAGAAUAUGUAUUUAUCUCCUCGUCUUGGCUCUCGGUCACGUAACAGUGAGCGAAGAGAACCUUAUCCCCGGCAAGCCGUUGACACCGUCUCGCUAUUUCGAUUUCGCUUUAUCUUGGAUGGGGCCGACUUUGUAUCACCAGUCCGGUCUGUUGUGCCCCCGAGAGAUUAAUGGCGGCGACGGGGAAGAUAUGCGGGAGUGGAUAGAGAAGAUUCAGUGCUUGCUUCUCGCGGGCACACAUUUCAUGUGGUAUAUGCGUCCAUGGGACGCCCGGAAAGUCUUCAGUGAAGCAGCAAUGCUUGCUAAAACGAUCAUGCAUCUCGAUCAUUGGUCAGAUACGCCGGGAUCACACAUCACCGACCUCCGCUUCCGCGUAUGCUGUGCAACAGCUAAAGCAGAAAGCGAGAUUCAAGAGGAGAUAAUGGGAUUCGGGCCCGGCGGCAUGUCAAUACUUAGUUUCGCAGACCUAGAAAACCUGCCCAAACCGCCACCAGAUGCCGCAUUGAAUGGGCAAGGCAACGACUCUGUCAAAUCCCAGACUUGGUUCUAUUACCUCGCAGAAGUGGCUAGCUGGAAGCUCCUUGACCGUGUUUCCAAGACGCUCUAUCAAGAUAUACCACCAUCCCCAUCGUUGGCAGACCUCGUUGGCCUCUACCCCAUAGCCAGGGAGCUUGAAGUCCAAAUCCAAGAAUGGGCGUCGUCCUUACCAAUGCACAUCUUUACCAACCUCUCAAUGUUCCCCAAUGACAUACUCAACACAGAACUGUCUCAUCAUCUUGCAAACCGGCAUUUCCACGCCCGAAUCACCACGUUCCGGCCGUUCCUUCAGGCUAUUGUUCUCCAUAGCCCGGCGACAGUAGGCAGCAAGGACACCUAUGCGAUGGUGUCAAAUGGCGCUCUAAAGUGCGUGUUCGCGUGCAUAGAGUUCAUUGAGGCACAAACAUCCCCAAGGAGGCACUUUGGCAGCUGGCGAUGCGGCAGGGGCAUCUGGGCAGCUGGUCUGAGCGUCCUCGCCGCUGUUCUAGUCCCUGACCUCAAAUCCACUAUGGAGUGCCUGUAUCCGUUUUCUGGAUUGAAGGAUCCUGUAGGGGGUGAGAUGGCAGCAGGACCGUUGCUGGGCAGAGCGGAAGCAGCUCUAGGGAUGGCUGCUGGCUGGCUUUCGGCAUGGGAAGAAGAGAGCCCCAGCCUGAGACUGGCGGCCAUCACUCUCUGGACAGGGCUUAAAGAGGCUCGGGAAAGAGGAUUAUUCAACCAUAAUAUCAAGCCGUAG